This is a messenger RNA of Penicillium macrosclerotiorum, 1104 nucleotides long. It is a transcript of the gene kae1, whose product is annotated as O-sialoglycoprotein endopeptidase. Gene Ontology annotation, biological process: tRNA threonylcarbamoyladenosine modification. Gene Ontology annotation, cellular component: EKC/KEOPS complex; cytoplasm. The transcript has 2 exons. Lineage: Eukaryota; Fungi; Ascomycota; Eurotiomycetes; Eurotiales; Aspergillaceae. The record is from RefSeq and is a predicted model, not a curated record. Bases 1 to 1104 code for a protein of 367 amino acids.
AUGAUUGGCAUUGGAAUGGAGGGCUCUGCCAAUAAAAUUGGCGUGGGCAUUAUGUUGCAUCCCGAAGAUGGCAGCCCGCCGCAGGUCCUCGCCAACAUUCGGCACACCUACGUCUCCCCACCAGGCGAGGGUUUUUUGCCCAAAGAUACGGCGCGCCAUCACCGAGCCUGGGUGGUGAAGCUAGUCAAGAAAGCGCUUAAGGAGGCGCAUAUCUCGGUGCAGGAUGUGGACUGUAUUUGCUUUACCAAAGGUCCUGGAAUGGGUGCCCCGCUUCAGAGUGUGGCAGUGGCGGCGCGAAUGCUGAGCUUACUCUGGGGCAAGCCAUUGGUGGGAGUUAAUCACUGUGUUGGCCACAUCGAAAUGGGCCGUCUCAUCACCGGCGCUACCAAUCCCGUUGUUCUCUACGUCUCGGGCGGCAACACACAGGUCAUCGCAUACAGCUCGCAACGAUAUCGCAUCUUCGGAGAAACCCUUGACAUUGCCGUCGGAAACUGUUUGGAUCGCUUUGCACGUACACUACACAUAUCCAAUGAUCCGGCGCCGGGAUAUAAUAUUGAGCAGCUGGCCAAGCAAGGCAAACAGCUAGUCGAUUUACCAUAUGUGGUGAAAGGCAUGGACUGCUCGUUUUCAGGAAUUCUGGCUUCAAUUGAUGCAUUGGCUGCGCAGUGGGGGCUUGACGGCGAAGAGCGUGCCAAAGAAGACGCCGAGAAACAGACUUCAAAUAUCAGUAACGGCCCAACAAGCGAGGGAGGUGACGACAAACCCACCCGUGCAGACUUGUGUUUCUCGCUCCAAGAAACAGUAUACGCGAUGCUAGUUGAAAUUACUGAGCGAGCUAUGGCGCAUGUUGGAUCCAAGCAGGUGCUUAUUGUUGGUGGCGUAGGCUCGAACGAACGGCUGCAAGAAAUGAUGGGUAUCAUGGCAAGGGACCGAGGUGGCAGUGUAUAUGCCACAGAUGAGCGUUUCUGUAUCGAUAACGGUAUUAUGAUUGCCCAGGCCGGCAUGCUCGCGUACCAGACAGGCUUCCAGACCCCGUUGAAAGAGUCUACAUGUACACAACGGUUCCGGACAGAUGAAGUAUUUGUGAAGUGGCGAGAGGAUUAA